This is a messenger RNA of Quercus lobata, 2879 nucleotides long. RefSeq lists its product as uncharacterized. The transcript has a single exon. The coding region runs from base 1323 to 2135 and encodes 270 amino acids. NCBI's taxonomy places the organism in Eukaryota, Viridiplantae, Streptophyta, Magnoliopsida, Fagales, Fagaceae. The record is from RefSeq and is a predicted model, not a curated record.
GCUAAAUAAAAUACAUUGUGUAUUUGUGUUUUCUAAAGUCAAAUACCUAUUUGGUAUGAGUAAGUACUAAAAUAUUGUCUUAAGUUUUAAUUUUUGUCAACCUAGUACCAGCAAUGUACUUUUCGGACUGUGAUUAGUUAUAUAUUUAUACAGCAUCAUCUUGGUCAUAGGAUCAGCCCCCUCCAGCUUUAAGGCAGCAGGUAUACUAGCAAUUCAGCAUAAAAAAAUAAACGCAGGGAUACUGGCACAAAACACCUCACUGUUGCUUGGAUUUACUGCCAAGCCUGAGAUUUUUCCAAAAUCCAGCAAGGCAUCUUUGAGGAGAUUAAAUUAAGGCAGGUCAGCAGCAGAAAACAUUAGAAGAUCAUAUGCAAAGCUGAAAUGAGUGAGCCCCAGUUCCUGGCAGACUUGCAGUGGGGAUGGAACUUUAAAUUAUUGAAGCCUUGUACCCUAGAGUGGACCAACCUUGAUAAAACCACAAAUAGAUAAGGGCACAAGGGAUCUCCCAGUCUCAAACCUUUUCCUCGGAAAUAUACCACCAAAGAACCAUUUAGGCUAAUAGAAAAUCUGGGAUAAGUAAUACAAACCCUGAUCCAAUGCACAAAUUUGGUAGGGAAGCCAGCUGAUAGCAGACACAUAAGAAUAAAGUUCCAAUCUAGAGAAUCAUAGGCUCUCCUCAAAUCAGCCUUGACGGCACACCUAGCUAUACCAUUGUUCCUAUUAGUGUGUUAAGGCACCAACAGUUAUUGCUAUGAAGCCUAGCUGCUGAGCUGGAAUGCCCCGUGGAGUUUGUACUUAGAUACUUGUUGUAAUGUUUACCCUUGUAAUUGUAAUGUAGUAGAUUAUACCUUCAAUUAACUAACUUCUAAUUGUCCAUGUGAAUAGUGGGAUUUCUCACAUAUGGAUAGUUGGGAAUUAGUAAGGCUGUUAGGGAAGGAAAUAACUGAUUGAACAGUUAAUUAGUUACGACAAUUGUAUUAUAGAGAACAGUAGCAUUGUAAUGGGAAUCAAUCAAGAAAUAAGAUGAAUACUCAGUUUCCAUCUCGAUCCCCUAUUCUUCUCAUGGAGGACUAGGUUCCCUCGAAGUAACCUACUCAUAUUCCCUAUAAUCUUUCUCCAUUCACCCAUUCAAUCCCUAAAAUUUGUGAGAUCAGCUGGGAUCUUAACAUUUGGUAUCAGAGCUAAAUCAUCUUAUCACCAUGGCUGAAGCUCGACCGGCCUCCCAUAACUCAGAAAAGAUCACAGCUUUAGCCAAAGUUACUGAUCAACAUGAUAUCAUUUUACAAUAAAUCCAGAAACAGUUGCAAUCCCUCAAUCAGUUUAUGCAGAAGAUCGUUGAAGCAGAAGAUCAAAGACAAUUUAUACCUAGGGAUCACCAUGCAACCAACGAUUCAACAACUGCAGAAUCUUUUUUCAUGAAUCCAGGAAAACCCUUGAAGCUGGAUUUUCCAAGAUUCCAAGGGGAAGAUCCUGCGAGUCGGGUACUGAGGUACUUUGCAUUUUUCUUACUACAAUACACCAGUGCAACAACGAAUUUUGUUGGCUUCUUAUCAUAUGGAUGGGGAAGCGUUGGUGUGGUUUCAAGAUGUGAGAAUGCUGGAAUAUUCACAAGCUGGGAUGCUUUCAAUAAAGCUCUACAGAUUCACUUUGGCUCUACAGCCUACGAUGAUGCAAUGGAAGCUUUAACAAGGCUUAAACAAUCAUCUAAUGUAGUGGUUUACAAGAGUCAAUUUGAGGCUUUAUCAAACAGGAUCACAGGUUUGUCAGAAACCCAUAAACUCAGUUGCUUCUUGAGUGGGUUAAAGGAUGAGAUACAUCUUCCUGUGAGGAUGUUGGCACCCAAGUCUCUGAAUGAAGCUUUUGGCUUAGCCAAAAUUCAGGAGUAUUUGAUCAGUUGCAAGAAAAGCUUGAAGACUUCUUUUGAUCCCAGCAAGCCCUCAUUGUUAGGGGUGCCCAAGAUUGAAAAUAAGUCUGAACAAAAGGUAAGAUUGCCUCUUCAAAGAUUAACAAGUGCCCAAAUGGAGGAAAGAAGAAAGCAAGAAUUGCGUUACAAUUGUGAUGAGAAAUGGCACACUGGCCAUAAAUGCAAAGGAGAAAAAAAAAAAAAAAAAUUUAUUGGAGGGCUCUGCAUUUGAAGUGGAGCAUGCACACAGUUUGCGAUUGGUGGAAUUAGAUGACAAUGGUGAUGUGGUGAUAGAGCUAGAAGAACAAGACGACAAGGCUGAGAUUACACUCUAUGCCUUGGGGGGAAAUCCAUCUCCAAACACUAUGAGGGUCGAGCAAAAUUAAAGAUCAAGAGGUAAUAUCUCUGUUAGAUUCAGGGAGUACUCAAUUUCUUGGACGCUGCUAUGGCAAUGAAGUUGAAGUUACAAAUUGAUACUUAUAAGAUUUUGGAGGUGAAAGGUUAAGACUAAAGGUGUCUGUCAUGGAGUCCAACUCUUGAUGCAGGGUAUCAAAUUUAUGGGGGAGCUUAAUGCCAUUCCUUUUGGGGGUUGUGAAGUGGUUUUGGGAACUCAGUGGCUGAGUACUUUGGGUGAUAUCAAGUGGGAUUUUAAGUUGCUGACUAUGCAAUUCACUUACUCAGGCAAGCAGGUGAUGUUAAGGGGUGUCCAACCUGAGAAAUCAACUUUUCAAGAGGGUGUCAAGUUCUUCACCAACGGUGCAACAAAGGGCUUAAUCUUACACAUUUCAACACCAGUUCUCUCCUCUAUGCCACUGACUCAGCUACCAGAACCUUUGCAGCAGCUCUUGGAGGAGUAUUCUCAGGUCUUUGAGACUCCCCUAGUUCUUCCACCAUUAAGAGGCCAUGAACACAAGAUUAUUCUCAAAGAGAGCUCUCCACCAGUGUGUAAACAACCUUACAGGUACCCGUUUCCAAA